GGUACUGAUAAAUGAUGUACAACAUGAGUGAAUGCUGAGACACAGCCAAGCAGAGAAAAGGGUAUCUAGGAGGAAUUCCUUCACAGAAAGAGGCAAUACAUUAAAUGAAGAAAGCAGCUAUUCUUCUUGAAUGGCAAUACACAGAAGCUGAGGUCUCAGAACAUUUUCUACCUGUUCCUGAUCUGCUACAGGUCACUGAAGAGAAUAUUCAAAUUCUUAUGCAACCAUAGACAAUCUUCAGCUUUUCAGACUCACAGCCACAGAUAAAGAUUGAUUGAAAGGACGGUUCAGCAUGAAUUCCUCUGUAUUGCUUCGUCUCAUGGUGAUGCUGGUUCAACUUUGGCCUUGCUCUCCUGGCACACAGAACUCCAGCACUCAAAACACCGUUCAGUCUUUCCCAGCGGUUCGAAGAGUGAAACGUGGCUGGCUGUGGGAGCCUCUUUUUGCAACUGAGGAACAGAUUUCACCGGAUCCUGUGUAUAUUGGACAGCUGAAAUCAGAUUUAGACAAGCAGGAUGGCAACUUAAAAUACAUUUUGACUGGGGAGGGAGCUGGAAGGUUUUUUUUCAUCGAUGAAUAUAAUGGCAAAAUUUAUGUAACACAAAAGCUGGAUAGAGAAAAGAAACCUUUCUACACUCUAAGAGCACAAGCAAUUAACAGGAGCACUCAGCUUCCUGUUGAACCUGAAUCAGAAUUUAUCAUCAAAGUUCGAGAUGUCAACGACAAUGAACCGCAGUUCUUGGAUGGACCUUAUGUGGCCACUGUUCCAGAGAUGUCACCUGAAGGUACUUCGGUUACACAGGUAACAGCUACAGAUGCUGAUGAUCCUUCUUACGGGAAUAGUGCUCGUCUGCUUUACAGUCUCGUUCAGGGGCAGCCUUAUUUCUCUGUGGAGCCGAAGACAGGGGUCAUUAGAAUGGCUUCCCAAAUGGAUAGAGAAACAAAAGAUCAGUAUUUGGUCAUCAUUCAAGCCAAAGAUAUGGUUGGGCAACCAGGAGCAUUUUCUGCAACAGCCACUGUUACCAUCAACCUCUCUGACGUCAAUGACAAUCCACCUAAAUUUCAACAGCGGCUCUACUAUAUGAGUGUCUCUGAAGAGGCUCCUGUGGGCACCACUGUAGGCAAAAUCUUUGCAGAAGACAGUGACAUUGGGGACAACGCAGCCAUGGACUAUUUCAUUGAAGCAGAUAGCUCAGAUGCUUUUUACAUCAUUACAAACAAUGAGACUCAAGAAGGAAUUAUCUUACUAAAAAAGAGGGUGGAUUAUGAAAGCAAAAGGAGAUAUAGUAUUCAAGUAAAAGCUGUAAACAGGUACAUUGAUGAGCGUUUUUUGAAAGAAGGUCCAUUUGAAGACACAACCAUUGUUAAAAUCAAUGUGGAAGAUGCUGAUGAACCUCCAGUUUUCACCUUGGAGAACUAUGUGAUGGAGAUUGUUGAAGGAGCUAUGAGUGGCACACUGGUGGGGGUCGUAACUGCUACAGAUCCAGAUAAUGAUGGCAGUCCAGUCAGGUACUCUAUUGUCCACAGCACACAUUUAAAGAGACUGUUCAGCAUCAAUGAACACAAUGGAGCAAUCAUUACCACUGAACCUCUGGACCGAGAGAUAGCUUCUUGGCACAACUUAACUGUUACAGCCACAGAAACAAGAAAUCCUGAAAAAAUUUCAGAAGCAAAUGUGUAUGUCCAAGUUCUCGAUGUUAAUGAUAAUGCACCAGAAUUCCCUAAAAAUUAUGAAACAUAUGUUUGUGAAAAGGCGGUUUCUGGACAGCAAAUUCAAAGCAUCAGUGCUGUGGAUCAAGAUGACUCAGCAGAAGGUCACCGUUUUUAUUUCUCAUUGGCUCAGGAGGAUGCAAACAGCUCACAUUUUACUGUCAAAGACAAUCAAGAUAACACAGCUGGAAUUUUCACAGGAAAAAGUGGCUUCAGGAGGGAAGAGCAGUUUUUUUUCUACUUGCCAAUCUUAAUUCAGGAUAAUGGAACCCCACCGCUGACGAGCACAAAUACCCUCACUGUCACUGUCUGCGACUGUGACACUGAAGUUAACACCUUCUACUGUCGAUAUGGAGCUUUCAUGUAUUCCUUAGGUCUCAGCACAGAGGCUUUAGUUGCUGCUUUGGCUUGCAUAUUAAUAUUCCUUGUGUUCUUCUUGGCAAUUGUAACCAUAAGGCAGCAGCAGCAGAAGAAGCCUCCCUUUUCAGAGAAGAUGGAAGAAUUUAGAGAGAACAUUGUCAGUUAUGACGAUGAAGGAGGGGGUGAGGAGGACACAGAAGCCUUUGAUAUCUCAGCACUGAGGACACGCACUGUCAUGCGAACGCACAAACCUCGGAAGAAGCUGGCCUCUGAAAUCCAGAGCCUCUACAGACAGUCUCUGCAGGUGGGCCCAGACAGUGCAAUCUUCAGGCAGUUCAUUUCAGAAAAGCUCGAAGAAGCAAAUACGGAUCCUAGCGUUCCUCCCUAUGACUCACUUCAGACCUAUGCCUUUGAGGGCACUGGCUCCUCGGCAGGAUCCCUCAGCUCCUUGGGUUCAAACACUUCAGACAUGGAUCAAAGCUACGACUACCUUGCAGACUGGGGACCUCACUUUAAACAGCUUGCAGGCAUGUACUCUUCCCAUAGAACUGUGGAGGAUUAGGCACUCUUUGAAUUGUUCGUUUUCCUAAGUCUCAGCAACAAAAUGCAGCUGUGCAUUUUUUAAAAAGGAGAUCAUCCCACAUUAAAACAUGAGAAAUAAGAGCCCAAGGGUUUUAAUAUGGUAAGUUUGGGAUGUGGAAACCUCUUGAAAGGAUAAAACACGCUGGAAGUGUUACCACAUGAAGGGAUGGAGGUUAUAGUUUGAAAACCUUGUGUUAAUCUAAGUGUUUAAAUGCAAACUUUGCUGCUUUGGAUAUCAAGAUCCUCUUCUGGAUACUGAAAAUCUGGAUCUUGCUUGUGCAAAAAAAGGAGUAGAAGCCAUAAAUGGAUGUUGUAAACAUUCUGUCAUCCAUAAGCUUUAAACAGUUUCCAAAGAUGACAGACUUUUGCUGUUGCAGUUGAAUACAUACAUUAACCAAAGUUAAACACGCAUAUUUGUAUAAUGCUUCAUUAUAUAAAUAUAAUUGUGUGACAAAGUAGACCCUAGAUAUUCUAAUGCCAUUGUCAAAAGUGCUGACAAAAUAAUCUAUUUAUUGUUCAUAGAAUGAUAAAACUAAAACAAAUAUCUUUUCCUAUCAGUAUAAAAAUAAAAAAGCCUAUUAUGGCAUCAGCAAGUAUUUGAUAACAUUUUAGUUUUUAAUGAAGCUAUUGGAAAAUGUGUAAACCAGUACUUAAUCUGGCAAAUGGGAUAGGAAAAA
Hirundo rustica (Barn swallow) is the source of this 3329-nucleotide messenger RNA. It is a transcript of the gene CDH19, whose product is annotated as cadherin 19. NCBI's taxonomy places the organism in Eukaryota, Metazoa, Chordata, Aves, Passeriformes, Hirundinidae. The transcript has 13 exons. Gene Ontology annotation, cellular component: adherens junction; catenin complex; plasma membrane. Gene Ontology annotation, biological process: cell morphogenesis; adherens junction organization; calcium-dependent cell-cell adhesion. The record is from RefSeq and is a predicted model, not a curated record. Gene Ontology annotation, molecular function: calcium ion binding; cadherin binding. The coding region runs from base 293 to 2632 and encodes 779 amino acids.